GGCAGUAUCCCUCCAGUCAGAGUGAACUGCAGGCAGAACUGGCGGAUGAGCACACUUUCAUGAAUGAAUGAGCGGUUUCAGCACAGGAAUUCCCCGGAGACAACUGAAGAGGCCAGAGGCUGUCUCAGAAAUAUAACCAUCGCCUGGAUAUUAAACGCACCAUCUCUUCUCGCAGCACGAGAAAAGAGGUCCACGCGAAAGGAUAGCAUCUCGAAAUAUGAAACACCGCCAUAGAGAGAGUGGUUUCAUUGGUCAAUGUGAAUUAAGCUUCGCAGCGACUUUGUGGGACCUACUCUGCGCAGUAUGGCUUUGUUUCUGUCAUUGCAAAAUACUUCACGUACUCACCAUGUCUCACGGUCUUAAAGUUCAGGGAGUUGUGCUCUUAUUAGAAUGGCUACCUUUUGCUUGCACUUAAGGGAUGGCAAGUUUUCAUCACCCGCACCUGGACUUUCGGAGACUUCUACAGAAACUACUGGUCAUGUUCUCCAUUGGAAUCGUUUGCGUUUCUCUAUUUUACUUUCUUGCUGGCUGCUGUGAGUCUGAGGUGGUGGAAGAAGCUGACAUGAGGCAUUACAGUCACCUGUCCUUAGCGGGAUGGCAUCACGAAAAGAAUGGAUCACUUGACACGAACUUCAUAACCGUCCCAAACUUGGUAGCGGGGUCCCCUAGUGCUGAAGAAUCAAAUGCGCCAGGGUGGGAAGCGAAUGGUUUAGGGAAAGAUUGGACAGCGGUUCGGAGAUUGCCUCAAGCUCUUAUCAUAGGAGUUAAAAAAGGUGGAACACGAGCUCUGCUAGAAUUUCUGAGACUGCACCCUGAUAUCAGAGCUUUGGGGUCAGAGCCUCAUUUCUUCGACAGACAUUAUUCACGCGGGCUAAACUGGUACAGGAGCAUAAUGCCAAAGGCCUUGGAUGGACAGAUAGUUAUGGAAAAGACGCCUAGGUACUUCGUCACAGCUGAGACACCAGCUCGCAUUCACGCCAUGUCCAAGGAGAUCAAGCUGAUUGUGGUGGUCCGAGAUCCAAUUACCAGGGCCAUCUCAGACUACACUCAGAUUAUAUCCAAGACUCCCAACAUCCCCAGUUUUGAGAACCUUACCUUUAAGAACAGGACUACAGGGCAGAUAAACUCUCUCUGGAGCCCCAUCUGGAUAGGGAUGUAUGCUCAGCACCUGGAAAGGUGGCUGACCUACUUCCCACUGUCCCAGAUCCACUUUGUCCAUGGGGAGAGGUUGAUCAGCGAUCCAGCUGGAGAGCUGGGCCGAGUGCAGGACUUCCUUGGCCUGCAGAGGAUCAUAACCGACAAGCACUUCUACUUCAAUAAGACCAAAGGCUUCCCCUGCCUGAAGAAGCCAGAAGGAAGCAGCAAACCACAUUGCCUGGGAAAGACAAAAGGCAGGACACACCCUAAAAUUGACCCAGAGGUUAUUCGGAGGCUCCGGGACUUUUACCACCCCCAUAACCAGAAGUUCUAUCAAAUGGCUGGGCAGGAUUUUGGCUGGCACUGAAGUGACUCUGUUUUAUGAAAGAUGAAACACAUUUACUUUUCUCUCCUUCAAGAACAUCUCUUUAUAGAUAUUGUUCUCUUUGAGUUUGGUUAUCCUUUGGAACAAACUGGAAUAUGCUCAAUGCGCGAGGAUGAUGAUGCAAACAAGGUUUUUUUUUUCAACAAAAAACAUGACUAAACUCACAUUAUUAUCACUUUGGGACUUAAUGAAGUAGUGAAAACUUGGGGAAGCCUGAUAAACCAGGAAUAUUUACAAAAUAUGCACACAUUUUUUGCUGUAAAAAAAAAAAAGAAAAAAUACUAAUUUAACAAAUAUCCCAAUAAUUCUUCUGUUAUGGAAGUGAAUUGUGCACUGAGAGAUAUAGUAAGGUUUGAUGUAGGAAUUCUGGUGCUGGCACCAAAGCUGUUGAGACAUCAUUAACAAAUUGUGUACCUGUCCAAUGGAUUGCUCAGCUCCUGUCCCAUUGUGUGUGACAUUGUGUGGAGCAAGGUAUUUGCUCUGAUCACCCAAUUUUCUGCAGAAAUAACUUGCGCUAUUGAAAUGUUAAAAAAGUAUCUGUCCCAUAGGAGGGGCCUUUUUGCUUCUCUUGUCCAUUGUGUGUGACAAUAUGAGCAAGGUCCUUCUCCUGUGUUUCUGCAGAAAUUACUGUUACAGCCCCCAAAGUGAUGUUGAGGCUGAGUCUAUAGAGGUGUUGUAUAUCAGACAAAUACAUGUUUUUCCCUCCUGCAACUCAUGUAUAAAUAGAAAGCAAUGGCAGUUCACCAUUUUAUAUAUCAUUUAGCAAUUUAAUGCCUUAGAUAUUUCCUACCCAUUGCAUUAUUUUGUUUUGGUCAGCAUCUGUUCAGCAGUAUUGGAAUAAUCACUGUAAAUCAGCCAAAGAAAAAAUAAACAUAAUAGGGUAUGUCUUGUCUGCUGCUUUCCAAAAUAUCACUCGGUCAGGUCAACUCAAGUGCAGAAUUCAGAUUUGCAUUCAGAGGUUAUUUAGAAUUAAAUGCAUAAAAUAAUUAAUAUUGUUGCAGUAUAACACAAAUAAAAUAAAUAUAUGCAUAAAUAUUUUUGGAAGCUUUAGAAUUGCUGCUGAAUUUGCUCUAUUUAAAAUGGCAUGCCUUUAUUUCAGAUGAGAAGAGCACACAGCUUUAUAAUUUGUUCCUCUCCUGAAUGUUAAGCUACCUGGAAUUAAACACCCCUGCACUUUGAGUCUGCCAUGGCCUAUUUUUCUGGUUAACUGCAUUAACCUGCAUUCCCAGCCUGUUUUAACCUGUCUGUCACUCAGCUCAUACCAUCAGUUAAGCUGGUCUUACUGCAAUGGCGCCACUGUUUUGAUUUUAGGAUAGUCUGCUUUUUUAUGGCAGUACAAGAACUUUAGAUACACUACAUGGCCAAAAGUAUGUGGACACCUGAACAUCACACCCAUAUGUGCUUGUUGAACCCGCUUUGCUGCUAGAACAGUCUCCACGUUCCUGGGAAGGAUUCCCACCUGAUUUUGGAACAUGGCUGCGGGGAUUUGCUUCCAUUCAGCCGCAAGAGCAUUAGUGAGGUCGGACACUGAUAUCUGCCGAUAAGGCCUGGCUCCUAGUGGGCGUUCAAGUUCAUCCUAAAGGUGUUUGAUGGGGUUGAGUUCAGGUCUCUGUGCAGGCCAGUCAAGUUCUUCCAUACCAAACUUGUCAAACCAUUUCUUUAUGGACCUUGCUUGGCACACGGGGGCAUUGUCAUACUGAAACAGGAAAAUACCUUCCUCAAACUGUAGCCACAAAGGUGGAAGUACACAAUUCUCUAGAAUGUCAUUGUAUGCUGUAGCAUUAAGCUUUCCCUUCACUGGAACUAAGCAUCCUCGCCCAAACCUUGAAAAAGCUCUGGACCAUUAUUCCGCCUUCACCAAACUUUAGAGUUGGCACUAUGCAUUCGACCAGGUAGUGUUCUCCUGGCAUUCGCCAAACCCAGAUUCGUCCGUCAGACUGCCAGAUAGAGAAGCGUAAUUCAUCAAACCAGAGAACACAUUUCUACUGCUCCAGUGUCCAAAGGCAGUGCGCUUUACAUCACUCCAGCCGACCCUUGACAUUGUGCAUGGUAAUCUUAGGCUUGCGUAUGGCUGCUUGGCCAUGGAAGCUCAUUUCAUGAAACUCCUGGCAAACAGCUCUUUGCUAACAUUGCUUGUAGAGGCAGUCUGAAACUCUGUAGUGCGUGUUGCAACUGAGGACAGAUGAUUUUUACAUAUUACACGCUUCAGCACUCUGUGGUCCCAUUCUGUGAGCUUGUGUGGCCUACCGAUUCGCGACUGAGCUGUUCUUGCUCCUAGACAUUUUCACUUAACAAUAACAGCACUUACAGUUCACAGAGGUAGCUCUAGCAGGGCAGAAAUUUGACAAACUGACUUGUUGGAAAGGUGGCACCCUAUGACAGCGCCACAUUAAAAAUCACUGAGGUCUUCAGCACGACUCAUUCUACUGUCACUGUUUGUCUAUGGAGAUUGCAUGGUUGUAUGCUUGAAUUUAUGUUAGCAAUAGGUGUGGCUGAAGUAGCCGGACACACUUAUUUGAAGGGGUGUCCACAUAGUUUUGGCCAUGUAGUGUGCUGCAAAAUAGUAUAUCUUGAGGGAGCAUCAUGUUCAAAGCCACAAAUAUUGUGGAAAUUAAAAUGGUAUUUUACUGUUAUGUUACAGUAGCGAGUUAACAGAAAUACAAAUAAGGACAGUGAAAUUAAGGAGGGUUUUGGCGAGAGAGAGAUCGUGAUUGUGUGUGUGUGAACGUUUCUUUUAUGUAGGUUCUAAAUCAGUCAUUUAUAAAGUGUCAUCAGAGCUAAAAACUCGAUAAUUUCAUGUCACGGAUCGUGAAAUUUCCUUUUUUUUAUUGACCACUAUACAUCACUUUCAAAACCAGCCGUAGAUGGGAUAAUUAAGUACCAGUUAUGCUCCAAACUCUACCAUUAAACAGUCCAUUAAACAGAAUAAUACCAAGUACUUGACGU
Molecule: messenger RNA, 4468 nt
Organism: Anguilla rostrata (American eel)
Lineage: Eukaryota; Metazoa; Chordata; Actinopteri; Anguilliformes; Anguillidae
Gene: hs3st3l
Product: heparan sulfate (glucosamine) 3-O-sulfotransferase 3-like
Exons: 2
Coding region: 419-1504 (361 amino acids)
Molecular function (GO): [heparan sulfate]-glucosamine 3-sulfotransferase activity
Source: RefSeq, a predicted model, not a curated record